Sphenostylis stenocarpa is the source of this 864-nucleotide messenger RNA. Lineage: Eukaryota; Viridiplantae; Streptophyta; Magnoliopsida; Fabales; Fabaceae. The record is from the annotation of a GenBank genome assembly.
AUGGCUCCCUCCAUGAGGAUCGUCUUCGGUCUUCUCACAUUUGUCACCGUCGGAAUGAUUAUAGGUGCUCUCUCUCAAUUGGCUAUCAUACGGAAAUUGGAAGACUCAUACGGCUCUGAUUCUUUGCCUUUUAGAAGAUUGAGUGGACUAGAAGGUGACAGGUACCUUCAAUUUCCAAGAGGUAUUCCCUUUUGGAAUAAUGACAAGGAAGCGGAGAUCUUACGCCUUGGAUAUGUCAAACCUGAAGUGCUUAGCUGGUCUCCUCGAAUUAUAUUACUUCAUAACUUCCUGAGUUUAGAGGAAUGUGAUUAUCUCAGGGCUAUAGCUCUCCCUCGCUUGCAAAUUUCAACUGUGGUAGACACGAAGACUGGAAAGGGAAUCAAGAGUGAUGUCAGGACUAGCUCUGGUAUGUUUUUGAAUCCUCAAGAGAGAAAAUAUCCUAUGGUACAAGCAAUUGAAAAAAGAAUUUCUGUCUAUUCCCAAAUACCAAUUGAAAAUGGAGAGCUUAUGCAAGUCCUGAGGUACGAGAAGAAUCAAUAUUACAAACCUCAUCAUGACUAUUUUUCUGAUACUUUCAACUUGAAGCGUGGUGGGCAGAGGAUAGCCACAAUGCUUAUGUAUUUAAGUGACAAUGUUGAAGGAGGAGAAACAUAUUUCCCAAUGGUUGGUUCAGGUGAAUGUAGCUGUGGUGGGAAACUUGUCCAAGGGCUAUCAGUCAAACCAACUAAAGGAAAUGCAGUGCUUUUCUGGAGUAUGGGACUGGAUGGUCAAUCAGAUCCGAAAAGUGUGCAUGGAGGAUGUGCGGUAAUCUCUGGGGAGAAGUGGUCAGCUACGAAGUGGAUGAGGCAGACCACUCACACUUGA